Messenger RNA from Triplophysa rosa, 2833 nucleotides. It is a transcript of the gene rnd2, whose product is annotated as Rho family GTPase 2. Lineage: Eukaryota; Metazoa; Chordata; Actinopteri; Cypriniformes; Nemacheilidae. Gene Ontology annotation, biological process: small GTPase-mediated signal transduction. The coding region runs from base 259 to 978 and encodes 239 amino acids. The record is from RefSeq and is a predicted model, not a curated record. Gene Ontology annotation, molecular function: GTP binding; GTPase activity. The transcript has 5 exons.
UGUCGAGGGGGCUGCAGCAAGACCGCGCUCCUGACGCGAGAGGAGACUCGGCGCGUGGUGUCACCGUGGGAACUGGGAGACUGGCAAGCGGACAGGGGAGGGGCGCGCGCGUGCCACUGUGAAGUGGACUCUCUCUGUCACAUAGGUUACCCGUUAACUCCAGAGUCAGACACUGUAUCUACUCUGAUUCAGCGCUAUAAAGGAACGAUAUCAGGUAGCGCAUGGUGAUCAUAAACGCUGGGACUGAGGACAGUGCAGAUGAUUAUGACGAUGAUGGAAGGGCAGUGCAGUCGCUGUAAGAUCGUGGUGGUCGGCGACACUCAGUGUGGAAAGACGACGCUGUUGCAUGUGUUCGCCAAGGACAACUACCCAGAGAGUUAUUUGCCCACCGUGUUUGAGAACUACACUGCGAGCUUCGAGAUUGAUAAACACCGCAUUGAGCUGAACAUGUGGGAUACAUCAGGGUCCUCGUAUUAUGAUAAUGUGCGACCCCUGGCAUAUCCAGACUGCGAUGCUGUGCUCAUCUGUUUUGAUAUCAGCAGGCCAGAAACUCUGGACAGCAUCCCUAAAAAGUGGCAGCUCGAAGCUCAGGAAUACUGUCCCAGUGCAAAGUUGGUGUUGGUCGGCUGUAAACUCGACAUGAGGACAGACGUCAACACCUUACGAGAACUGUCCAAACAGCGGCUCAUACCUGUCACACAUGAACAGGGGAGUCUACGAGCUCGUGAGCUGGGCGCUGUAGCGUACGUCGAAUGCUCUUCCCGCAUGUGCGUGAACAGCGUGCGAGACGUCUUUCACAUCACCACUCUUGUGUCCGUCAGACGUGGCCCCGCCCCUAGCCUCAAAAGAAGCUCCUCACGGCGCACUCUCAAACGCAUGUCUAAUCAGCCUCUAAUGCCUGUCAGCUCACAAGCCACGCCCCUCGAACCCGCCCCAACCCUGAGGGAGGACAGAGCCAAGAGCUGCACAAUCAUGUAGCCCAAAGCACGCACCAAAACGCACACCUGGACAUGCACACUCAGCCACAGUGGUGCGUAUGAACUAAGACGUGUGCAAUGUAUUGUGUGUUUAUGGGACAUUGAGGGUCAUAUGUGACCCACAGGACUGUACAGUUGUGCGAUAUACAUUAUACAGAGGAGUUCUAUUUAUUAACUGUAUCUUCUUGGCCUUUAUUUUUAUCAUUGUGGUGUUACGUAGCAGACCUCAAAGCAAAGAGAAUCAAAAGAAUAAAAAAAGAUUUGGAAUUUUAAUGCCUGGACAGCUUUUGUUUUGAUAGUUACAAAAGUACUGUGGUCAACAGCUAUAAGAUAAGGCUAAUGGAAAUCAGCUAUUCUGCGUUCGUGUUUAAAAUGUUUUUUACGUUGGUGUCUGAAAAUCAUGCGAGUAUUUUUCAUAGUUUUUGUGGACCGUUUUUUAGUAUAAUACUGUCAUUGUGUCAUUUUCCCUUUUGGGACACACCUCUCUAGAGAUCACAGAUCUGUCACAAGCUCAUUUGCAUGGAACUAAAUCACUGGAAUCCUGAGAAUCUUUUGCCAGCAUUAGCAAUGAUGAGCAUUAGCUUUAGCAAAACAAAGACAUCUGUGACGUUUGCUGUUCACUCUUUUUAGAACAAUCAGUCAUGCUUUGGGACAUCACAAAGACAUCAUUCACACUAUAGAGGAACGCCAACGCGAAUGGUAGACAUUGCCAUUUAGUAUGUAUAUAAAGGAACUGUUCACCCAAAAAUGAAAAUUCUGUCUUCAUUUACCCACGCUCUAGUUGUUCCAAAUCUGUAUAAAUGUCUUUGUUCUGAUGAACACAGAGAAAGAUAUUUGGAAGAAUGCUUGUAACCAAACAGUUCUUGGCCCCCAUUGACUACCAUAGUAGGUAACAUUGCUUUAUAAAUGUCUUUGUUCUGUUGAACACAAAAGAAGAUAUUUUGAAGAAUGUAGGAAAGCAAACAGUUGUGGGGCACUUUUGACUACCAUUGUAAUUGUUCUCUAGGGUUUUCUAAAAUUCUCCUGCUAACUUUUUAAUGUCUUCAUGGUUUGAUUCCUCCGGAUCUCAGCGACUUGCUCCUCCCACUCUGCUGUGCAAAUAACUUGUCUGAAUUCAAAACAUUACUCAAAAUUCACCUAUUUUCAGAUUGUUAUUUCUCUUAAGGUGUUUUCUGUUGCUCUGAUGUUUGCCUUUAUUGUAAAGCAUCUAGCUCUGGAAAGGCGCUAUAUAAAUAAAACAUAUUAUUGUUAUUAUUAUUAUUAUUAUUAGGGUGAGUAAAUGAAGACAGAAUUUUUAUUUCUGGGUGAACUAUCCCUUUAACUUCAAUUUCUCUUGGAAACUAAGAGAGUCAGAUUGGUGGAUUAAAUACAAGUUUAAUUUUAUAAACAGAAUUUGGAUCAUGCUGUUGUUUAUCAUAUAAAGUACUUUCAAAAAAUGGUCUCAGUUACAUUAAACACUUCAUCAUGAUCUUGUAGUAUAAUAAAUCUAGUUAAACUGAUAACAAUUACAAAAUGUGCAAAGAAAACAGAAAAGGGACCAACAGGAAAGACACUCAAGCCACAAAAAUAUUUAAAAAUGGUUAAAUCCUCCACAUGUGCUUUAGGAAUGUUUACUGUAAAGAAUGUUUUUAUUUCCCUCUGUGUUAUAAGAGUUGCUCUCCGUUUCUAUUCUAAUAAAGCCAUAAUCCAAACUCAGUGAGGACCAACUCAAGAAAUCCGGCUUUGUACAAGAUACAACUGUAGUCAUUUCUGUAUGUAAAUUCUCUUGGAGGCAGUCAGAUGCACAAAAAACACCACGGCUUCGUUUAUCAGCAACAUGCAGUCAUUGCCAAGGCAACUGUGUACAGCCUUUGUGA